UCGUGUCGGGUGGGUCCAAUCCUCUGCUGUGUCGCCAUGAACACCCUUGGUCUUUUGUGCGCCUUUUCCGCCGUGCUCAGCUGCCGAGAUUGCUGUGUUGGCUCAUCCGUUGUGUCUCACGCUCCAGCGACAGCCGUUGCCGUCCACGCUCCGGUUGCGCUAGUGGCCCCCUAUGUCUCGGUGGGACAUCACGCUCCCCUGCCACUGGCGUCUGCUGCGUCCCAGUACCACGCCCAGGACGAGCUUGGACAGUACUCCUUCGGCUACAGCGGCGGCCCCUCCUCCAGAAGCGAGAGUCGUGACGCCUACGGCACCGUGCGAGGUGCUUUCAGCUACGUCGACUCCUACGGGAACGUCCAGUCCCGAUCCUACGUCGCCGACGACUUCGGCUUCCGCGUGAUUGGCACCGACGGGCUUCGGCACAAGCGCUCCUACGGCACUUUCCCCGCCUCCACCGGUCCCCUGGCCACCGUGUCCCACGUGACUCCUGUGUUUCAUGCUGCUCCUGCCUUUGCUUCUGUUGCCUCCCCUCUCGGAGGCUUCUCCCACGGACACCACGCAGUCCCCUCCUUCACCAGCUACAGUAGCCACCUGACCCACCCCUACGUGAACGUGCUUCGUCACAAGCGCUCCUACGGCACCUUCCCAGCCUCCACUGGUCCUCUGGCCACCGUGUCCCACGUGACUCCUGCAGUGGCCCCUGUGAUUCAUGCUGUGUCCCCUAUGGUUCAUGUUACUCAUGCUGUGUCCCCUGUAGUCCAUGCUGCUCAUGCCGUGGCUCCUGUCGUGUCCUCACUUACGAACUUCCCCUAUGGACACCACAGAGUUCCAUCCGUCACCAGCUACAGGAGCUACUUGGCUCACCCUCUGCUGAGCAAAGCUGUGAACUACUAAGCUUGUGCUUACAUCCCUAAUGGCUGUAAGAAAGCGCUGCCUUUUAUCAAUUAAAAACAGAUUUUUGAAAUAUACGUAUACCCUCAUAACCCUCCUCCAUCUCCUCUCUUUCCUGUCUAGAUAUCUUGCUCUUGAUUUUCUUUCUGUGUAUGUAUCUGUCUGUGUCUGUCUCCUUGACAUUUCGUGGGUGAAUUGUUUGUGCAGAAUUAAUUUAUUGUGAGCAAUGAACUCGGAAAAUAAA
Penaeus monodon (black tiger shrimp) is the source of this 1135-nucleotide messenger RNA. RefSeq lists its product as uncharacterized. Gene Ontology annotation, molecular function: structural constituent of chitin-based larval cuticle. Bases 37 to 894 code for a protein of 285 amino acids. The record is from RefSeq and is a predicted model, not a curated record. NCBI's taxonomy places the organism in Eukaryota, Metazoa, Arthropoda, Malacostraca, Decapoda, Penaeidae. The transcript is spliced from 2 exons. Gene Ontology annotation, cellular component: chitin-based extracellular matrix.